CCAAUCAGAUAGCAGAAUUGCUAAUAUCCGGUAGCUGUCUAUAUGAUGAACACAAUUAUUCUUCUUCUGUCCAAAAGGCCGUGGAAGUUCCGAGAUAAAAGAGGUGAAUAUAUAUAUAUAUAUAUAGGUCGGUUUACACUUGCAAUUUUUGUUGCGAUUUCUAGUGGGAUUUUCUUCUUCUGAGGAAUGUGAAUGAGUUAUGAAUGUUUUGAGUAUCGACCUCGUUAAAAUGCCUUUAUGGUUACCGUUCCAAUUAUCAAGAGUUGAGAGGACGAGAUGACAUCUGAAAUUCUUGUGAAACCAUCAACGCCUGCAUGGUCUUGUUAAUUGAAAAUUAUGUAUCAUUGAGUUAUUGGCAGCAUGUUGUUGCAGAUUGGUGUAUUUUUUAAAUUCUUGAAGUAUUUUGUAUUUUUACUUUAUUUUAGGAAAAAGUAUUGCAUUUUGUUAUCGACUCUGACAAGGAAAGUUCCUUCAUUAAAACCUUCAGAAGAAGUUCAGAGCAACGCAGUGAGUAUGAAAUUUGAUCUGAUGUGUUUAAAUUUUUGUAGUUAGCCGCUAAGCCGCGGUCAGCGGAUGUGAUGUUGAGCGUUUAACGAUUCUUUGUUCUAAAAAACUAAACUGCAUAUGUAUACCGCUCUCUUUAUUAGCUUUAAUUUAGUGAGAGAAUAAUGCUGAAUUAUAUACUCUUUAGUUUUACUUAGGUUUGAUUUAUGAUACAGAUUACAGGGCUAUAUAAUCCUAUAUGCAAAUUGACCUUUAAAAUGUAAAUAAGGGAUUUCCCCAUCAUAUGAUUGAUAAGCAAGCCUCGGCGGCUCGUGAGCACUUUUCUGUUCUUCCUGCAUUAUGACGUCAUACUGUGUAUCUAUAUUAAUUUAAACUGAACAGACAACGGCAAAAUCUUAUCCAUUUGUUUUAUAUAAUAAAUAGAAAACCCCCGAAUUAAGCAGGUAAAUAGCUUACUUUUUAUCCACCCAAACAUUUGGAAAUUUGAAAAAGUCGAAAAUUUACAAACAUCACGCAUACACGAUCUGUACAAAUAAGGGAAUGCUAUUAGAUAAGGUUUUGUGUGGCGUAAUUCCGUCACGGAAAUUCCGUGCGUCUAUCCCAUAGAAAUAAUUUCUAUGGUCUAUCCUCUAAUAGACCAAUGAAAGCGCUUGAAUUCUUAAUUAAACGUUAUAUAUAUAUAUAUAUAUAUAAUUUCAUAUAUCAGUAUUUGUAGUCUUUGACUUUCGCAACGCCAUUCGUCUUUACUUCGAAUGGAAGGAAUCUUGGAGGAAGGACGUAUAGAAGUUAGCGAACUUGCAUGCUGAUAUUUGAUACAAUAACACGACUGCUCAUAUCGUUAAGUUGAGGGAAACGUGUAUAUACAAAUUAACAAAAUGUUUUAUGCAUUUCUUACAAGAAUAAUUUUACAAUAAUUUCGUCAACCGAAAGACGACCGAACACAGUAAUGUAUUGCACUUAUUUCACUGCUUUUUAUGGCCACUUAUGGUGAACUAAAAAUAUAGUGGUUUUGUUCAAUUUUUUAUAUACUUCAAACACUCAUUAAUAAUUCAUAAUUCAUAAGCUUAUAUUCUUGUGUUGUAAAAGCAAAAUCAAAAUUUUAAAACGCAGCACCAAGUAUGCAACACCUGCUGAUUAGCCAGUGGGGCUUCGCAUGUUCAGCAGACAUUUACGGCACGCGCAGACCGCAAGCUUAAAAUCGUACUAUAGACAAGACACCUGCUCAGGUAUUCACACUGCCAAAUGAUGACAUACGUGCUAUGGUGUAAUAGACAAGGAAUACAAAUGGUGAACCGCAAACGCAAAGUGUGAAAGGCUAAAAGCGUGGCGUGAUCCUGAGGAGAUAUUUUCGUAAUGUCCAAUGAAACACAAGUAUUACUCACAAAUGCAAACGUUAUCCAUAAAUGCACAUGGUCUCUGAGCAUGCGAUGCACUAACGCAGACAACAUUUUUAUACAUUCCGAAAGUCCGUAACGUAUAAAAUUCGAAAAAACUCAGCGAUCCAGAUAUCGCAUUUCCAGAGACGUUGCACGAAAAAGUCAACUUCCAAAAAAGUGCAGAGUAGGAUAAAUACAAAAUCCACAGAAAAACGCGCUACAAUUCGUUGACAAAUGAAGAAAUUGUUUCAGACUGAAAUAGUCACUCAUUGAAUGGCCGCCAUCUUGAAAACUUAUCUGCAUACGGGAAAUCCCCUAAAGCAGCAGGUGGUCGUUGUUUCUGCCACAGAAAAUAUUUUGAUGACUAUUUAUAUUUAAAAUGCUUAUUAUAAUAUAUAAAAUGCAUUCAAACGCAAUUUGUGGCAACACAUCAUGCCUGAUAAGGCAAGCUCCGUUUGCUUUAUCCGUAUUCUGUGUAUACGUUGAUCCGCUAUACGUAGAUAGUACGUUCUAAAUUUUCUGCACUCUAAAGAAAGAACUUACAAAGUUUAUACUACUGUUACCUAAGACAACAGUAGUUUUUGGUCUUAGGUAAGUAAUAAUCGACGCUGGCCCAAUAUUACGCAAUCUCAGACCACCAACAUGGCGGCCGUGUAGUAAAUGCCCAAGGAAAGAUAUAUUUUAUCACACAGGUCCUCAAUAAUGUUUGAUGUUAAGAAUAUAAAGCUUUUGAAAGCCCAGCAAAAUAUUUCGAUAAACGCUUAAGCUUUUAGAAUUUUUAUGACGUCAUAUGCAAACACUCUAUCACAUGGUUGUAAUGCAAAUGAGAAACUUGCCCUUGGUCAAGGGCCGGUUAUUUCGUUCCAGUAUAUGUGUUCACAAACUUGUGAAGUCCAAAUUCGGCUGCCCCUAUAUACAUUGUGCUAUUCAAGUUCAUUGGGAACGUCAAAAACGCCGUUGAUUUGAUUUGAUAAGGUAAAGUCAUACGUUAUACGAAUUGCAUGGUUUAUAGCAAACGAAUGAGAGACAGAUUAGGGCCAUUUAUACGAGACAAAAUAAGUCGCGAUUUACUUGAGACGCGUUUUAUAUAAGCGGAGUUAUGAGUUAUCGUAUAAAUGGUUCUCUACGGCUCUAGUCUUAUCUUAACCGUGGUCUUAUUUACUUGCUAUUUAGCUAUAAUGUUGUUUUGGUUGUUUUUGCUUUAAUAUGCAAGGAUAAUAAUUUUACGUUGUUUCAAACUUUCAAUUGUCGGGCAUGUGCAGUUAGACGUUUUCAUCUAAACGCGACAAGACUUUUCUUCAUGUUUCCAUUUGGUUGCGAUCACUACUCUGACGACAGUUACAACACGUUUGCGACACUUACGACCAUAUAUGGAAACCAGGCUUUAAGUCCAAGGUUAUGUCGCAUGCUUCACUGCAUUUCUUUUUUUUUCUUUUGUCUUUUCUUAUGCGCCAUGCUUGCAAAGCUAAAUAAAUAAAUAAAUAAAUAAAAUAAAUAAAUAAAUAUCUCACUCGUGUGUACCAAGCUUAUGUCUUUUCUGUCAUUUGAUAUAUGCUAUUGUGCUUGCGUCUCAUGCGAUAUUGUAUUCUAUUCAUUUUUAGUAUUUUUGCGCAAGUGAAUAUAUCCCACAAGUUGAUUGGUCAAAUUUGACGUAUUAAGCUGUUAUAUUUACCUACAGGUGAAUAUAAAAAAACCGAAAUUUGCAAAAUGGCGGGUAGCCGUUUUGUAGCCGUUUUGUGGAAGUUACUGAUCAAGAAAUAAGCGCCAAUUGAAAUAAAUUCAGUCCCAGAAAACACACUGGAUUGUGUAAAAAUACUAAAAUGAUUAUAAUUGUUUAAUAAUUCAGUGUUUUUUUUUGGCAACAACGACGACUACCUGUUGUUUAGGAGAUGCCAGGUAGACAUUUUUAGUUACUAGCUGCCAAAGUUAAUCUUUAACAUUUGUUGUUUGCACCUGUGAUUCCCGAGUUUUAAUGAAGAUAUUUAAAGAUUUUUACAGCCAUUUCGCGCUCAUUGUCCAUUGACUCUAUUGUGAAAUUGGCCUCCUUCCGUCACGUCACUGUCAGACAAUAGUGAAUAGCGGGGACUUCAAAAUUGAUGUUUACGGCAAACCGCAAAUUUCAAAACGUAAUUUGAAGUCAACUAAAACCUUAUAUGGGAAGCCCAAAAAUGCGUGGUAUUUGGUUUUUAUAUGUAGUCUGAUGAAAAUCGUUUUUCACGCGCCAGCUUUCUUCGGGUUAGGGUAAAACGCUGAUACGGACGGACGGACAGACGGACUCUCUAAAAUAUGUUUUAAACAUCAUAUCCGCGUUUUACCCGAUCGGGUAAAAAAAUCUGAUCUGCCUUUGAAAGUAUAUUUUACACCAUAUCCGCGUUUUACCCGAUUGGGUAAAACGCGGAUAUGAUGUUUAAAACAUAUUUUAGAGAAAAAUAGGUCAUCCGUCCGUCCGUAUCAGCGUUUUACCCUAACCUCGAGCUUUCAAAACGUUUCCAAGCUAUGGGACUACAUAAACAAAUACCACCAAACAUUUCGCCCGAUGUGAGGCGUCUGUAUUCGCAGGCUACGCAUUUUGGGCUGCAAUGGUAGAACAGACACAUGCUACUAGCAGUGCUCGUUUUUUGUCCAUAAAAUUAUGUUCGAAUCGCGCUGUUUUACAAAAAUUAUGCUAGUUUUUGUUAAAUUAUGCUAUCAGUCACAAAAUACACUAGUCAAAAGGGGGGUCUACUUGAAACCACUUGAAAAAACCACUUAAAAUAGUUAGUCUGGCAUGUAUAAAUUGAUGUUGUGAAAGUGUUUAUUGGGAUGUAUUUCAAAAAUUGUUCUUUCAGGUUAUAAUUACCUCACUUAAUUUUUGUUGCCAUGGUAACGAAAGGCACCCUCUUAUGUUUUUCAUGUUUUCGCUAAUAUAUAAACAGUAUCUCCACAGGCGCUGUUACCUAACUCCAGGCGUUUUGUUCACUCUAUAUUAAACUCCACAUACCGACUAAUAUCCUGUCGAAACAUAACACUAUACUAUGACUAUAGUGACGUAUUGACUAUAAGGCUACACCUUUUACCCUUGAUAUGUUUACGGACUGCUUAUUAGCACAUUUUGUUUUUGCUUCCGCUAACUUUUAACUUCUCGAACAACUGCAAGUUACACUCUUUCCUUGAAAUUCGUCAAGAAGUCAGUAUUACCAAAAUCCGUGUUUGACACGCAUGAUGAACAUGCAAUAAGUAAUAGAAUCUAACAAUAAUUAUUAUUUUCAUUUCGUAGCUAAGGACAAAGUUCUUAGACAUUGUCCAACAUGCCUGGAACUAAGAUUACAGAUGAAGACCGCCAGAGCAUCGAUGCAAAGUUCAUCUGCACUUCGUGUAACUUACUGUUAUACAUUCCCUUUCAAACCGAGUGUGGUCACUUGAUGUGUCAGUCCUGCAUCGAAAACUUACUAAAGUAUGAUAACUUUUAGUCUCCUUUCGAUAAAUAUCAGUUAAUCGGGAUUGAAUUUAUGCUUCGUCUAAGCUCGUGUAUUUAUUACUAUACUAUCCAUUUUUGUCAGGAGUUUGAGGCCAAAUAUUUGUCCUGAAGAUGGCAAAGAGUUGAACGAAGAAAAAGUGAGUAUACUUUUCAUAUAAACCGCCUUUAUGUAAAUUUUCUCGACAGCCAUUGAAUGUACACUGUAAACUCAUAAAGUUUAUUAAAGAUAAACGUAUAAAAUCCCGCUAAAAAGGCACCACAUGCAUGCAGUCAUGUGAAUCAAAUCAAGUAAAGUAUAAUCAACUAAUCAAACAAACGUAUAACUAUAGCAAAAUAAAAAAAUAAGGUAACGAUUUUAUGGGAUUCAGCACCAUGUGGAUAAGUACAAGUAGGUGCCAUGCAAGCUGGAAAAUGAGACCGCAUUUGCUGAACUGUUGUGCGUCUUGUUUUUAAUGUCGGGGAUAUGCUCAGCAAAUGUGUAACCAUUUCUCUGACGAGAAAUGCGUUUUCCAUUGAAGAUUCAAACUUUCACGAAAUAAAAUACAAAUAAUUUGUAUUCACACAAAACCAAGUGAAAAGGAGUCAAGAGGUAUAUUCCUAUACCUAAGUUAUCCGUCGCAAAUUAACACAGUUACAUCGGAGAUUAAAUUUAGAAUUAAUGAAUAAUGGUAAAAGUAAUUAUUAUAUUGAGAGGGAUAAAACUACCUGAAAAAUAAUACAAGGGGGACGUUUCAAUAAGACUUCGACGUUUCAAGCGAAGGCCCUUUGUCGGGAAGUUAGUAUGGCACAAAACCGGCUAUGAAACUUAUUCGUAGUUAGAUUAUUCCAAAAUGGAACAAUGUAUAUGAAGAAAGAGUAUUUAUGUCAUAUUUAAAACACGAGUAGGAGUGCUUUAUGUACUGUUUAAUAAACGAGCAGGAGUGUUUUAUUACUGGGGGGUUUAAAGCCACGAGCGCGCAGCGCGAGUGGCUUUAGACCAGGGCGCUUAUACUAUGUAAGCGCCCUGCUUUAGACCUAAUAAAACACGACCUGCGAGUUUAUUAAACGGCUUCAAACACGGCUAUACAAAUUCAAUAGAUAUACUGCCCUAUUAGUAUUCUUUAUAUAAAGAAUACUAAUGAGGACAUGACUACAAUAGAUACUGCCUUAUUAGUAUAUUCUUUAUAUAAAGAAUACUAAUUAGGAGUGUUUUAUCAGGUUUAAAGCCACUGCACGUGACAUAUUAUGGUUGACAUGAUUUGCCAAUAAGCUUAUGAAUUAUUAAUGAGUGUUUGAACUUUGAAGUACUAUUUAAAACACGAGUAGGAGUGCUUUAUCACUAUAUAAAACACGAGAGCGCAGCUCAUUGCCAUUGCCAUUGGCGAAGUAUUUUCAAUACUAUCAACGUUGUAUAAGAAAAUCAAAGCUAAAGUUUAUGUAAAUGAGCAUGUUUUUUAAAACUGUUUUAAAUGUUUAAAAUCUUUCAGGUUUUCCCCGAUGUUUUUACCAGACGUCAGCUCAGUGGACUUCGUUUACAGUGUGCAAAUCCUGGUUGUUCAUGGCGUGGUGCUUACGAACAGCUAGAAGUGAGUGUGUUGUUUAAACGGAUUUGCAAAACUGAUUCAAUUACAAACGGUUUAAGAGGGUACCAUCUAAAAUCUCUUCAUUUUAGCAUAACUUUACAGACAAAAACGUAAACGUACUUUUUAAGUUUGUUAUGCCGCUAAAGAAACGUAUCAAAAUAUAAAAAAUUGAAUCGCCAUAACCAAGUGAAAAAAGUAUCAGUAUUCAUUAGUUUUGAGUGCGUGUUACGUAACAUACAAAAGAUUCUCCCCUUAAUUCUUUUUAUUAUUCCCAAUCUUUUUGAAACUUCCUAAACGUUAUAUUUAUUUCAUUAACAUGGUCUUUUCGCAGUCUUUUUUGUCAUCAAUUACAAUGCAAACUGCCAAGUGUUUUACUAAUUUUCUUUAAACGGUUCACUACCUAUAUUCUAAUAUAACUGGUGGACUAAGAUAUAGGAAAUGUAAAGACACACAGAAGGUCUACUCAGCCAAAAAAGCAUAACAGCUGCCCAACCUCGCAAGCCAGGGUCUUUUACCUGCGCUCGGGCUGAUUGAACCGCUGGCCACGCCAUGAUUCAAAAUACUGACGCCAUGGUCCUACACGGCAAAAAACGCCGAACCCGCUGCUCAACAGGAUUGAACAAUGUUUUGCUGCCCACGUUGUUCACACUUGUCAACACUAUUGAACAAUAUUGUUGAGCCUGAAUCGGGUGUAACAAUAUUGUUCAAUAUUGUUGACAACUGUGAACAAUGUGGGCAGCAAAGCAUUGUUCAAUCCUGUUUUCAUCAGUAUUGCAACAACCUGGUCGUUUUUUGCCGUGUAGUCAGUGCGCUUAUGAGAGGCAUCCCCACUGAGCGGGUAUUCCCCCUGGACGUCCGCCAUUUUUAAUAUUAUCAGGGGAAAACACGACUACACGAACCGAAAUAACGAUUGCAUGUGAUUCGUCUUGAUGAAAACCGUUCCAAAUAUACAAGAUCUUUUAGAUUUUACGGUCAUGAUUUUCUUUAUGUUUCCUAGCUGGUUCGGAAAUUACUAACGAUAGAGAGUAAAUCCACCUGUCUCCUUUUGAAGUCAGUUUGACCAACUCGGCAAGUCAACUCGUGUUAAUAUGUAUAUUUAUUAUACAGUAGAGAGUGAGAUACUGAAAAAUACACAGUGAGAUAUUUUCUAUAUAUCGUUCACGUGACUUUUUUCACGCUUUUGAGUGUGAAAAUUCACAAUUUUGGCUUGAAGUUAUGACUUUUACUUCUCGUGUCUUUUAUCUCACUCGCUGCGCUCAUUCGUCAGUAAAAUAUUGUUUUCACCACUCGAAGAUAUAAGUCAUAUCUUCGCGCCGCCGUGUAAAAUCCUCUAUAUUGUUAGCCUCAAACCAGUUUACUUAAUUAAUUAUGCUCGCUGUUCGUCUAGGAACAUGUUCGUACGAGCUGUGAAGGUGCACCCGUGACUUGCAAGUACUGUAAGGAAGAUUUCUUGAGAAAAGACAUUGAAAAACACGAGAGACACGAUUGCAAUGAGGCUCCGGCGACUUGUGAAUAUGAGCCUGUGGGCUGCAAUCAAGAUAAGGUAAUAAUAAUACUGCAGUAGUUGUUGCUAUGUUUGCAUGUGUAGUGCAGUGGUCACUACGUGUCUGUGUUGCCUUUGUGAUCCGAUCACGAUUCUUGCAUUAUAUAGUUGUCAGACAAAAACGUCGUCUUAGACUUAGUUGCAUGUGAGAAUGCAAGUCAGUGCAUGUGGUUCCGGUCUGACUCUAUCAAACACCGCAAAUUUUCUGUCCAUAUUUCUGUUUUAUCCUCCAAUAUAAAAUGUCUCUUCGUUUUAUUGGGCGUCUUAGAAUUGAUAGAGCUAUUCAGUAUAGAAGUUGACUGUUCAGUUUCCACACGUAUAAUAACACCGCCAGUGGGCAGUAAAAGAACGUGUAUAGUAUAUAUUAUUAUGGGGCUUCGGUGGCCAAGUGGUUAACGCACUUACCUUUCACCUCUGAGGCCGCAGGUUUGAUCAAGCCUCAGUGAGAACUUUCCCAAUGCGACUCGAACCCAGUCCUCAUGUGAAAAGAGUAAAAGUCAACGCUCUGCCGAAAGUCGUGGGCCUUCCCCGGGUACUCCAGUUUCCUCAGUCCCACAGGGAAAGUUGACAGGGUGGGUUAGGUAAAAAAGGCCCACAGUAGUUUGCAUAUGCUGUUGUGGUGACCCUACCCUAGUUGGCAAAGCUAAAUAAAUAAAAUUUACCCAAAAAUACACCAUGCUCAACCUCUUAUUCACAGUUGCAUGGGCAAAGUUCAAUAUAAUAAUCUACCCAAAAAGUUUAGAAAAUGAGCCUAACGAUAGUGAAAAUGAAAUUUGGGGGGAUGUUCUGAGGAAGAGAAUUUUUGGAUAUAGCAUAUUCUAACUAAGUAAUCAGUUAAUUCAUGUGUAUAACAGACAAGUACGUCAUCGCAUUUAUUAUAUUUGAUACAAUUUGUAGACUUUGAAGAGAAAAGAACUGCGCCAACAUUUGAAUGAUGGAUUGAUAGAACAUGGCAGGUUACUGCUUCACAACAUGCUCGUUUUCUUUCCCCAACUGAAGCACUUUAUCACACGGUUGGAUUUUACAGCAAUCAUUAAUAAAUUGCGCGACGACAUCACCGAGAUUCGGGUUAGCUUAACCGACAAAUUUGUCAUGGUUGUCGGAAAGUUUAAUGGUUUACAAGCACGGAUUGAAGGUAAGUUAACUGGCAUUGUUUAGCAAACGAGAGCUCUAUUUCCCCAUGUUAUUAUGCAGAAAUAAAAAUAGGCAUAUACUGAACGUGUUCAAACCCUCGGACUUAUGCCAAAAUUCCACUGUUCUUUGCUUAUCUGACACCACAAAAUCGUUGGUCGUCGUGAAAAUACUGAUGUCCAAGGCAUAGGUAGACGAUAACACCUAGAAUAUUCGGAUGUAAACACUAUUUUGGCACGCAAAACUCGACGAUAAAUACACGUUUUCCCGUAAAUAUAACACAAAAUCCUUUGAUUACUGUCGCCAAGAAUGUUCAGCAGACGAUAGCUAUACUCGGUUUGAAAUAUAAAAUAAUUAUUCACACAAGAAAGACAACUAAAUAUAACAACUUUUCUUCCUUCGCUUUCCUCAAUAGUCUAAAAGACACUAAAACCACGCAUUAAUCCCAAUAGUUUAGCCCGUUGAAAAACUAAAUUAUUCUUAACUGCAUGUUAUGUUUAGUACAAGAACGAAAAAUGAAUAAAUUAUCCGCUCUUCUAAACAGGCAUAGAAGGACGGUUGGAGUCCCAAAGAGAUGUGCAAGAAGCUAUCCCUAGUCAGAAUGGUAUUCUACUGUGGAAGAUUGAAGAUUUCCAGAGAAAACGGCAAGAUGCCAUCAAUGAGGUGAAGACUGCUUUAUACAGUCCACUUUUCUACAGCGCUCAGUUUGGGUUCAAAAUGUGUGCUAAGAUAUAUAUGAAUGGAGAAGGCUUUGGAAAAGGAUCGCAUUUGUCGUUGUUUUUUGUUGUGAUGAGAGGCGACUACGAUGCUCUUCAAACCUGGCCAUUUCAAAAGAAGAUCACGAUGAUGCUUUUGGAUCAAGGCAAUGGAGAUCAUAUGAUUGAUGCGUUUAAUUCAGAUCCCCAAAGUUCCUCGUUUCAACGUCCAAAGUCUGAUAUGAAUAUCGCUUCAGGCUCCCCGCUCUUUAUGCCUCUUGAUUGCUUGAGUGAUCGUCAGUACAUCAAGGAUGAUGUCCUGUUUAUUAAGAUUAUCGUCAACUGAUGAAGUAGACAGGGAAUUUUUCAAGAAUUACUAGCGGAUCAACUAGGUAACCGAAAAUUUUUUACUUGAUUUGACAGGAUGGGUAAUCGGGAGAAUUUAUUUUCUCUUUUCUUGUAUGUACAGUGCAGCAACGAGGUGAGACUAAAUUUACUAAGUACGAAUUUUAGCAUAAAUUAUUUUUAAUUCCAAAGGAUUAUACGGAAGGUCUUUUUUCUCUCAAUAUUUUAUAAUAAAAUAUUGGAAAAAGACCUUCCGUAUAAUUGCUAUGAACGGAGGUGAGAUAAUAUUUCGCCGAGCUUUUCAAAUUUUCCACUUCAACCGUACCCUACCGAAACGUAAAAGAGGUUAAUAAAUCCACGUACUUUCGGGUGUAUUCGCGUACUACGGAAGUAUUGACUAAUCAACAUUCACUAAAUUUUGAAAUAUAAAAAUGUUUUUGAUAUACGCUUCGGCACGGUACGGUUGAAGUGGAAAACUGACUUUAAAGCCAGUUUUCCACUUCAACCGUAUCGUAGCGAAACGCAGCGUAUUUCUUUGUUUUCUGACCACUAGAGUGGAACUAAUGACUUCGACACAAAAGAAAAUGCUAUGGUACGUUACGACACGCUUGAAGUGGAAAACAGGCUUAAAGCCAGUUUUCCACUUCAACCGUACCGUAAGGUAUCGUACUGACCAUUUUCUUUCGUGUCGAAGUCAUUAGUUCCACACUACCGCUCAGGAAACUAAGAAAUAUGCUACGUUUCGGUACGAUACGGUUGAAGUGGAAAAAUGGUAUCAGUCGGUUACGUGUCCGUUUUUCUUGACAAAUUUUCUGUCGAAAAGUGAUGUGGAUAUUGUGAGUAUGUAUUUGGUGUAGUUGCAUAGAGCUAUGAGUCAACUAAAGUUGCCCUUUGAGCGAAAAACACAAAUGGGCAUAAUAAUAAACAAUAAAUGUUUAUUAUUAUUUAGUUGUGUGCCAAUGAGAAUGGGUGACGAAUUGGCGAAAUUUUGUGUACCUAUUGGGCGGCUUGCCCUCCCGGGGCUCAAGAUUGAAAUAUUUCUUAUAAUCAUAUAGCAAUUUUUGUCAAAUGUAAUAUGGGUGAAAACGUUUAUCUAAGAACUGGCUUGGUUUUUGUAUGUAUGUGCUUCAUCUGCUGAAGAAUUAGUUUCUGAGCCAGGAGGUUAAUAACUUCAAUUCGGGGUGAAUUACCCAGUUGGGACGAUCAGAAACUAUUUGGAGGCACUCAGAUCAGACCUGAUUGGGAAGAGCCGCUAGUUCAUUUUAUAACUACUAUAUAGGAAAUACUAUGUAAUGAUUUCCAUUAAAAGUACAAGAC
Messenger RNA from Paramuricea clavata, 11930 nucleotides. NCBI's taxonomy places the organism in Eukaryota, Metazoa, Cnidaria, Anthozoa, Malacalcyonacea, Plexauridae. The record is from the annotation of a GenBank genome assembly.